ACUUUUGAGACGCUUGUGACCGUCCGUCACGUCUAUUCGGUGUCGUUAGGGCCACGGCGGAUUUCGUUCUCAGAUAUUGUGCAGGUGAAACGUUUUCGCUCGCUAUGCCAUGGUUAAAUAGGCACCGCAGGAGCGGCCCGUUGGCCGGACUGUUCUUCAGAUGUUUCCACGCUCGCUGCAUGGACCUCUUCGGCUUCUUGGGCUGAUAACCGACGAUCAUCUGCUGCCGAGUUUCCACCACAUCUUCCUCUGCUGUGAAGGAGAGACAGAGGGAAGAGGAUCCUGCUGCAGAUGGAGACCCGCAGAGCAGGUGUCCAGCAGCGGCUGCUGCUGACGAAGGAUGAAGAUGCGACUGAGCAGUCGGAGUGUAGCUCCAGUCUUCAUCAGGAGAAACAAGAACCUCAAGCAGAAAUAGUAGAAGGAGAUAUGCUCCAGUUCUCCCUCACUCCUGUCAAUGUGAAGAGUGAAGAUGCUGAGGAAACCAGCAGCUGGACUCAACAGAUAAAAACAGAAGCUGAUGGAGACACCUCACCUCCACGACAAUCAGAGGUCACCGUGUUCCGAAUAUGACAGUGAGGACUGGAGUGAAACCAGCAACUAUCAGUCCUAUUCCAACUCCAUGGAAACGCACAUAGUUCAUGUCAUUGAGAAGAAAACUGAUGCUAACCGCGAAUCACUGACCUGCUCUGGAUGUGGGAGGAAAUAUUCUUCAGUCGCGAGACUGAUUAAACACGAAAAAUCCUGAUUUGGACCUUUGACUUGUUCAGUUUAUGGAAAAUGUUUCGAAAAGAACGAGAACCUGAUAGAUCACAUGAGAGUUCACGCUGGAGAAAAACCUUACAUCUGCUCUCAGUGUGCCAAAUGGUUUACUUCAAAAGGGAACCCGAGGAAACACAUGAGAAUUCACACUGGUGAAAAACCUUACAUCUGCUCUCAGUGUGGUAAUCAUUUCACCUGAAGGAGCACAUGAAAGUUCACACUGGAGAAAGACCUUUCGACUGUUCCGAAUGUGAUAAAUCUUUUACGGGGAGAGACAGACUGGAGAGACACCAAAGAGUUCACACUGGACAGAAGGCUUUCGUCUGCUCUCAGUGUGGUAGCUGUUUCAAGUGGACUUAUCAACUGAAGACGCACAUGGAGAUUCACACAGGGGAGAAAUCUGACUCUGGAGUUAGCUGAUAUGAAAGUUUGCAAGAUGACACUGACCUGGCACCUUUUUAAUUCUGUGGGGGAAAUGAUUUUCUUCACCAAGUUCUGCCGAGUGACUCAUGAGAAUCUCCUCUGCCUAUUCAACCUUCUCCAGCUCAUGUGGAAGAUGAUCCAGUCACUCGGAACAGCUUUGUGUUUGGACACUCUUCUACUCCUUCUGCCCCUGCCUCGCUAUCUGAUCUCAUCUUCAGACGCAGGAGUCCGGUAGAGCCACAAAAAACUAUCUCUUCUCCACGUGGUCUCUGUCCUCGUCUGAUUGGUCCUCAGCCAUUGACACCAGUCCCGGUCGCUGACUCCCUCCUAACUAUGGCAACGAUCGCAAGGUGUGGCCCCCUCCUCUGGACCCAGGUGGCUCUUAUCAGGACCAGCUCCUUCCAGCUCUGGAGAAGAUGGUGUCCAGCAGCUGCUGGUGAUGAAAGAAGAAGAAGAUGCUACUGAGCAGCAGGAGUGCAGCUCCAGUCUGGAUCAGGAGGGACAAGAACCUCCUCUCAUUAAAGAAGAACCAGAAGAAGAAGAUCUAGACCAAAUCAAAGAAGAGGCCACCCAGUUCUCCCUCACUCCUGUCCAGGUGAAGAGUGAAGAUGAUGGAGCAACCAGCAGCUGGACACGGCACAUGAAAAUGGAUAUAAACUAUGCAAAAGAAGAAGACGUCAACCAGUCCUCUGUCACUCCUGUCGAGGUGAAGACUGAGUCUGAUGAAGUAGCGAGCAACUGGACUCAAGAGAUAAAAACUGAAGCAGAUGGAGACACUUAUGGAGGAGCAGAACCAGCCAGCAGCUUGGAUACACAACUCCGCGGCGACCACGAGAAGUCACUCUCAUCUGAAUAUGACACAGACGAUAGUGAGGACUUGAGUGACUCCAGCAGCACUCAAUCGGGUUUAAACUCUUUGGAGAAUCAGAAAGCCCAUGCCAGCGAGAGGAAGCUUGAUGACAAGUCCCGGACCUGCCUUGGGUGUGGGAAGAAGUGUUCCACAAUCUCUGGGGUGAUGCAACACGUAAGAGUCUGCAGUGGCGAGUCUUUGACUUGUUCCGUUUGUGGAAAAUAUUUUCCUAGAAAGCAGAAUCUGAAGAUUCACAUGAGAGUGCACACGAGGGAAAAGCCUUUCAGCUGCUCUCUGUGUGGCAAGUGCUUCACGCAGAGUGGACCACUGAAGCUACACAUGAGCGUUCACACUGGUGUAAAACCUUUCGGCUGCACUUUGUGUGGCAAGUCUUUUACCCGGAGUAUCCGCCUCAAGGUACACAUGAGAGUUCACACUGGAGAAAAACCUUAUAUCUGCUCUCUGUGUGGUAAGCGUUUCACCCGGAAUGAGCGCCUGAAGGCACACAUGCGCGUACAUACUGAAGAAAAGUCUUUCAGCUGCUCCCAGUGUGACAAGCGUUAUAAGUGGCCUACCCAACUGAAGAGUCACAUGAAAAGUCACACUGGAGAAAAACCCUAUCGCUGCUCUCAGUGCGAUAAAUGUUACACACGGAAAGAUCUGUUGACAGUUCACAUGAGAGUUCACACCGGAGAGAAACCUUUCGUGUGCUCUCUUUGUGGCAAAAGCUUUGCACGGAGCAUGAAUUUGGCCAACCACCAGAGAUUUCACACCAGAGUAACGCCUUUUGUCUGUUCUCACUGCGGUCAGGGUUUUAUAUGGAGAGGCCAACUGAAGAUUCACAUGAAAAUUCACAGUGGAGAAAAGCCAGAGUGAAUUUGUGUUUGGAUUUGUUUUAAUCCACCCUGAAGUUGGGAACUGAGCCAGAUAAAAAGUACAUAUUUACAUACCCUGGAUCAUGAUGGUUUUCCAUGUUUUAAGACUUGAGAAUGAACGAUACGUCACCAUAACAGACACUGAAGUAUGAAGAGCUUUGUUCACACAUAUAAGGGUGAUUUUGAGUUUGACUUCCUGAUGUCAGGAAAGAAACCUGGGUCAUAUAACCCACUCCAAGGAUCAUGGAACUGAUGAUGUGCUGCACUACCUGGAUCUGAACUUGUGCGGAACUGCUGUUAUGAAAUGAAAGACAAGGGGUCACAUGGUUUCCGGUCCAGGCGUUUAAAUAUUGAAACAAACAUACUGAGAUGACACAUGAGUAUGUUUUGUUUUCACGUGCAAGGUACGUUUAUGCUGCUAUAAACGCUUCUCAGAUUUGUGUUUUGGACUGAAACCUAAUGUCACGACAUGUCUGCCAUUUUUCAUCACCACUUUUUACUUCCUAAUAAAGUGUUUUCACCAAGGUAGGAGUUUUUUAACGUUAACUAAAUAUAACACAACUCAUUUUUUUUAUUUUGCUGUGAAGCUGCUAAGUGUGAGACUCAAUUACUGGGUAGUUUAAAGUUGAAUUCCAGGCCUGUUACAUCAGAAAAAUGUGUAAUAGAUGACUGAAAAAUGGAUCCAAAUAAUGGAUAUUAGUUAUUACGUUUCUGAAAUGAUGAAGAUCAAGGUGAUGAAUGAGAUUGCGAUGGAAAAUUUGAGUUAAAAAAUUUAGAAAAAUGUCUUUUAAACAGAUCCCUAUCCUGAUAUGAACAGAUUCUACUUCGCUCUGAACGUGGCUGUUUUCAGAACAGGUUUGCGUGCCAGGAAGGAGAGUCAAAUUUAGUUUGAUAUCAUCCAUUGACCUUGCGUUUUCCACUGUGGUUCUCAUUCGCUACAUGUCACCUUGGUGGAAUGGCAAAGAAGAAGAACACUGGAGAUGGUUUUUAUCUUUAGUUGAGUUCCCAUGUACCAAACACCGUCUAGUCCACUUUAUCAUGGGUCUAUACCCACUCAAUUGGACCAUGCCACACAUUUAUUUAGCGGUGUAACACUGACACAUAAAUAUAACUCCAAGGAAACAUACACUGUUCUCAACAAAAGCUAUUUUAAUUAAAGUUGCUUCACAACAGGUUCUUUAGAGAAGGGGUUCUUAACCUUUUUGCUCUCAGGGCCCACCUUCCCUGAAGUAGCAUUCUGAUUCAUGACUCUUGAUUUCAUUUGUGAUCAAUAACCAUGUUUAAUAUACUUACACAACAAACCAAAACCUUGUAAAAUGACUUGAAACCAUGUGAUCAUUGCAAAUAUAUUUAUUUGUCAUCAAAAUGUCCAACCAGCAGCAGAAGCAGGUGCAAGUCAUGUUCAUCAAAUUUACAAAAGAAAAAAAAAAGCAAACUCAAAAUUGGAAAAACGGAAUAAAAUUCUGAAUAAAAUGUAAUAUAACCUUGUCUAAAUAUUAUAAAAUGAAAAUAAUGUAUUUUACUUAAACUCCAAAGACUAAGUGAAGUGUAAAUGAAUUAAUUUUCAGUACUGCGUGGACGAGUGCUUUCAUGAACAGUUUUUACUGUUGGGAGGGUGCCAUCAGUUUCCUCAUCGUUUUUUCUUUUCAAUAACUUCCACUACUAACUAUCACAGAUUUGCAGCUGUCAAGUCAGUUCAGUGACACACUACUGCCACCAUACGUGGAUCAUGUGUAUAACAAAAAAUAAAACUGAGCGUCUUGCGGCCUUCACCGCCCAAAGGUGUAAAACAAAAAAAGAAAACUUCUAGCAGCCCUCUAGGG
Synchiropus splendidus (mandarinfish) is the source of this 4730-nucleotide messenger RNA. Its product is annotated as oocyte zinc finger protein XlCOF20-like. Bases 1622 to 2908 code for a protein of 428 amino acids. Gene Ontology annotation, molecular function: DNA-binding transcription factor activity; RNA polymerase II cis-regulatory region sequence-specific DNA binding. The transcript has 5 exons. The record is from RefSeq and is a predicted model, not a curated record. Gene Ontology annotation, biological process: regulation of transcription by RNA polymerase II. Lineage: Eukaryota; Metazoa; Chordata; Actinopteri; Syngnathiformes; Callionymidae.